Molecule: messenger RNA, 1347 nt
Organism: Aspergillus oryzae RIB40
Lineage: Eukaryota; Fungi; Ascomycota; Eurotiomycetes; Eurotiales; Aspergillaceae
Product: saccharopine dehydrogenase family protein
Exons: 1
Coding region: 1-1347 (448 amino acids)
Source: RefSeq, a predicted model, not a curated record
AUGACCGAUUCUACAAACCUCAAGCCCGUUGUCUUCAUCGGCGCAGCCGGCGAGAUGUGUCGAGUGGCUGUGGAGCGAUUUGCGAAAGCCAGCAAUGCUCAGCUUGUUCUUGCGGAUCUCAAUACCACUGUCAUCGAAUCCCUUGCCGCCAGCUUUCCCUCUGGCCGGGCAACUACUCAGAAGCUCGAUCUCUUCGACGAAGCUGCCCUUGCCAAUCUGAUUAGUGGCGCCGGACUGGUUGUCCUAGGUGCAGGGCCAUAUUCCAAGACUUCUCAACCAGUCGUCAAAGCAUGCAUCAAGGCCAAAGUUCCUUAUCUCGACUUUGAUGAUGAUGUCGAGAGUACUCAAGACGCCCUUAAUCUUAAUCAGGAAGCCAAAAAGGCGGGCGUGCCUCUCUAUAUUGGUUGUGGUGCAUCACCAGGGCUGAGUAAUGUCAUGGUGAUGGACGCCACGAGUGAACUCGACACUGUCAAUAGCAUCGACAUCUGCUGGCUUGUCGGUGACGAAGCUAGUGUUGGGAAAGCUGUACUGCAGCAUUUGAUGCACAUAGCUGCUGGACCAUGCUUGACCUGGGUCGAUUCGAAGCCAACUGUGAACGAAUCUUGGGUCGGGACCACCUAUGCGCCCAUGUAUGCCGAAGACGGUGAGAGACUCUUGCAUGAAACGGCCCAUCCUGAGCCGGUGACACUGCCGCGUCUUUUCCCACAUGCCUCUCGAAUUCAAUGCUUCGGCUCGUUAGAUCCGAAGCCACUCAAUGGCAUUGCUCGUGGUCUGGGGUCUGCUGUCCGCACCAAGGCUUUGUCACUGGACGAUGCAGUUGAUUUUUUAUACAACUUGGCAAGCAAACCACCACUGGAGGGUGGCUUGGGUGGGGCCUUUGAAGCAUGCAAAGGACACCUCCGUGGUGGUGAUAUUACCCUCAAGGAGCUUUUUGGCGUGAUCAGCCACUCUGUUGGCCCUCUGCGGUACGCUUUAUGGGGAAUGCUUGAGCAAAUUUGGAACGGCGAGUGCACCACCGCCGAGGUUGUGACUUAUAUCAUGAACGCAAUAACUGGCACCAAAAUCGAAAACCGAGGGAACACGCUUGUGAGAGCAACCGGUAUGCGUGGUGGGGUGCCGACAGUGAUCACCAAACGCAACCCUAAAAACGGCAAGGAUUCCUACUUAUGCCAGAGUAUGGGCACAGUUACUGGAACAUCAACUGCUGCCUUCAUGGUCAUGGCGCUGGAAGACGGACGCAAGCGAAGUGGUGUCUUUUGCCCGGAAGACUGGGCUAAGCCCGAUGUGUUUUACAGGGCCUUGGAGCGGGUUGGAGUCCCCAGAGAUGAGAUUAUCGAGUCUAUCUAA